ACUGACAGACCUGCCGCUGGCCUAAGGUUGUUGGAAAAGACACGUAAAGCAACAAAGAUACCCACAGAUUUAUCAAAUUUAUGAAUUAAAUAGGAGUAAACAAGGAACCAAACAACAUGGACGCUGGCGUGUGGUACCGCUCGCUGCCCCGAUUCACCAGGUAUUGGCUGACGGCCACCGUGGCGCUCAGCAUGCUUUGCCGCUUCGACAUAAUCCCAAUAUAUUGGCUGCAUCUGGACCGAAAUUUGGUUUUUGGGAAGCUGCAGCUCUGGCGAUGUGUGACGUCACUAUUCGUCUUUCCGAUUUCGUCAAACACGGCGUUCCACUUCCUCAUCAACUGCUUCUUCAUCGUACAGUACAGCUCGAAGUUGGAGAAGGACCAGUAUAGCCGAAGUCCGGCGGACUAUCUGUACCUUCUGAUUGUUUCUGCGGUGCUGGCCAAUAUUGGGGGCAUGCUCUUCAAUGUGUACUUCCUCAUGGACAUGCUCGUCCUGGCGAUCACCUACAUAUGGUGCCAGCUGAACAAGGACGUCACUGUGAGCUUCUGGUUUGGCACCAGGUUCAAGGCCAUGUAUCUUCCCUGGGUCCUGGCCGCCUUCGAGUUCAUUUUCCACUUCUCCCUCGCUUCGCUGGUUGGCAUCUUCAACGGACAUGUCUACUACUUCUUCAAGUUCCAAUACUCCCAGGAUCUGGGCGGCACUGCCCUGCUGGAAACUCCUCAGUUCUUAAAGCGCCUUGUGCCGGACGUUUCCGGCGGAUUCGGUGGCUUCGGAGUGCCGCCGGAGAGCAGAGCACCACCGCGACAGGCGCCUGAGAGUCCUUGGGGCCGGGGCAUGACCUUGGGUCGGAACUGAUCCUCGAAACUAGACUAAUUCCCCUUUUUAUGGUUUGGUUAACUUCUUUUCAUAACCAAGCUCUUUUUACAAAACACUAAAAUAGUAUUUUUCAAACUAUUUUUCAAUCACCACUCGAUUCUCUGGCAACAGCAAUAAGUUAACAUGUUAAGUGGCAGGAUUGCAUUGUGCAUUAUUGAAAUUAUAUUAAUAUAUGUUUGUACAUAUAACCAUUAAAAAAAGACAAAGGUG
This is a messenger RNA of Drosophila ficusphila, 1085 nucleotides long. It is a transcript of the gene Der-1, whose product is annotated as derlin-1. The coding region runs from base 117 to 854 and encodes 245 amino acids. The transcript has 4 exons. Gene Ontology annotation, cellular component: Hrd1p ubiquitin ligase ERAD-L complex; endoplasmic reticulum membrane. Gene Ontology annotation, biological process: endoplasmic reticulum unfolded protein response. The record is from RefSeq and is a predicted model, not a curated record. Gene Ontology annotation, molecular function: ubiquitin-specific protease binding; misfolded protein binding. NCBI's taxonomy places the organism in Eukaryota, Metazoa, Arthropoda, Insecta, Diptera, Drosophilidae.